Molecule: messenger RNA, 3130 nt
Organism: Anguilla rostrata (American eel)
Lineage: Eukaryota; Metazoa; Chordata; Actinopteri; Anguilliformes; Anguillidae
Gene: fahd2a
Product: fumarylacetoacetate hydrolase domain containing 2A
Exons: 8
Coding region: 245-1207 (320 amino acids)
Molecular function (GO): catalytic activity
Source: RefSeq, a predicted model, not a curated record
UGCAAGGUGAUCGGGUGUCAUAAUCGUUAGUUCAAGGUACACUCAAACCGGAGAUUUCGCUGAGCAUACUAUUUUGCAUGACUAUGAAAUGCUAUAUAGCGGAACUACUUAAUUUCUACACCAGCUAAUUUAGCAUUUGUAAUAAUUGCUAAUGAAUAUUCUGAGGAAUGGUACAAGUACAUUUCAUGGCCAGCUAACGUUCUUUUAAGAUCGCUUGUAUUAUGCGAAGCUACACAAACAGUAGAUGAGACUACCAAUCCGCUCCUUGGUGAGCUCCUGGAGACUUGGUAAAAGCUCGCCUGCAGAUAUUGUGAGACGGGGCCUGAGUGGCGGAACCAUGCGGUUAGUCCAGUUCUGUCGUCAUAGCGAAGAAGGGACGGUAAGAGUUGGAGUACAGCUCGAUGCGGGACAGGGUGUUGUUGACCUAAGAGGCUUUGACUCCUCGCUGCCCAACACCAUGAGGGAAUUCCUUCAGACGGGGGAUAGGGGCAUGGAACAGGCACGCAGAGCACUGUCCAGUGGUCAAUGUGUGGUCUCCCUGUCUGAGUUGAGGCUGCUGCCGCCGGUGACAGCCCCGGAAAAGGUGGUGUGCGUGGGCAUGAACUACCGCGACCACUGCCUCGAGCAGAACGCCCCCAUCCCCAAAGAGCCAAUCAUCUUCAGCAAGUUCCCCAGCGCCAUCACCGGUCCGUAUGAUGACAUUACGCUGCCUGAGGAGAGCAAGGAGGUUGACUGGGAGGUGGAGCUGGCGUUCGUGAUCGGCCAGAAAGGAAAGCACAUCAAGGAGAAAGAGGCUCUCUCCUAUGUGGCAGGAUUCACAGUAGCCAAUGACGUCAGCGCACGCGACUGGCAGAUGCAUCGUAAUGGGAAGCAGUGGCUGCUGGGAAAAACAUUUGACAGCUUCUGCCCAUUAGGCCCCGCCCUAGUCACUACUGCUGCUCUUAAGGAUCCGCACAACCUGGCGAUCCGUUGCCGUGUCAAUGGAGACACAGUCCAGGACAGCAACACUAAUCAGAUGAUCUUCAAGACAGAGCAGCUUGUGGCUUGGGUCUCACAGUUCGUGACGCUGUGUCCGGGCGACGUCUUCCUGACGGGGACUCCUCCCGGGGUGGGCGUGUUCCGGAACCCUCCGGUCUUCCUCAAGAGAGGUGAUGUGGUGGAGUGCGAAAUCGAUGAGAUUGGACUCAUUCGUAACACAGUAAUCUGACUGGCAGAAACACAACUGUUCCCUCUCUGUCCUUUCAACAUUUCCUGCAAAACUGGGGUCAUUAUGGUGAGGGGUUUUUUUUUGUUGCUAGGUUUUGUUUAUUUUAUAACACGGUCAUACCACUUAAAAUGCAUUUAAUAUAAAUUUCGGCAGUGCAGAGGCAAGCUUCUUCUGCUGCAACAAAACCAGCCCACAAGAGUUUGUACUGAAUUCUAAAUGUCUCGGGUGAAUUUGUAUGUAAAUCCAACUGUCUCAUUGAGCGGCUGGGGUAAUUGUUUUUAUUUCUUUCACGCUGCGGCAGGGAUUAUUUUUCCAAACCUUCUCCCUCGACUGCAUCGUCAGCACAUUCGCUCACUUAUCAAGUUGUGUGGGGUUGACAGCCACCUCAACCUGAAGGACCACAUGAGAGGCGGUGUAGUGCGCCAAGACGCUUGAGUGCAGAGUGCAGCCACGGGUUAAUGAUUCACAGGGGAGGAUUACAGCCGCGCCAUUCACGGAGGGCUACAGACAGCAGACAGCUGUCCCCUGAACACAGCACCAUGUGUUUCAAAUGCAUCGCCUGCCGCAGUCACUCUAAUUUCCAACUUGUUCAAAUCUACAGUAAUUUUUUAAAAUGGCUGAUUCCUGGUGGAGUGGCAUGUUUUUAGUCAUAAAGCGAGCAGACAUGCUCCAGCAAUUAUAAUUAUAAUGCUCACCCAUCAGCCACUCUGACGCAGCUGACACCUCUAUCCUGCCAUUAGCUUCUAAUGCCCAUUAGCGAUGAACAGGACAGCACACAGCAACCCUUCAUUACUUGUCAGCGCUUCCUAACUGCACGUCUCUUUCAGUGACACCUAUGCAUUUCUCCAGCUCCCCGAUGCUUCUAUUUCUUCGACUUAAUUGAUACCUUGAAUUAACUUGACCGUGUUUCCACCAGUGACCUGGCUUUCCCCCACUAUUCUUCAGUUUUUUUGUUUUAACAUGUUUUUGAACUUUUCAGCUUUAUUGGAUAGAACAGUGUAGAGAGACAGGAAGAACAGGGAAGAGAGAGGGAGAGACGUGCGACAAAGGGUCGCGCGGUCAGGAUUCGAACCGCCGACGUCGCGGCUCGUAACGAGCAUGCGGACAGUGCUGCACAGGCUACGCCACGAGACACCCCCAGAUUUUAAAUUUUGUCAGGUUUAAAUCUCUUGGUUAUUUUAUCACGCCUUUUUAAAAGGAUCCCUGGAGACGGAACAAACAAAAAUGUUGAGAAUGGUGCAUUAACAACGUCUCAAAUGUGGUUAUCAUUUUGAAAUGACUUGCUUUUGUGUUAGAUGCAUUUAAAAAGGCUUCAGUCUGUUUGGCUUUGAAAUCUCCCCUUUUCAGGGGCCGCUUAUCCUAGAGUGAUAUGUAAUCAGUUUUCAAUCAGGAACCAAAUUUCUCUGCAUUUUAGUUCAUGCUUUUUACAGUGGAAGCUGCCUUAAUGCAUUUCCUAAUGCAAUCAUUAUAGAUUUAAAGAUGACAUAAGAUGUUGAACACAAAAUUAACAUAAUGGUGCAAGUCUUUGUCUAUAUUUUGCCCUUGAACAUUAACGGCUCUGAAAUGACUCUCUUAUAAGUAAUCCAAGACUAACUCACACUAACAAUAAGGUUUUAUUUCUUUUAUUUGAAAAUAAAGCAGAAAAAUAAAAAAUAAAAAGACUGUUCAUAGCAGCUUGGAGAUUCUAUGAAAUAAAACCCAUUUAAAUGCAGAGUAUCUUCCAGAAAGAGCUGGGGGCAGUUGAAGAAUACUUUGAAGUAGCAAGUCAGUUAACAGGGCACAGCUGCCUUGGUUAAAGAAAUGUAAGCUUGCUAAGGAAUGUUACCUUUUGAGUUUUUUUUUUGUGUGUGCGCGCCUUUUACACAUUGUACCACUAGGUGGCAGAAGUACUUUGAAAUGUGCCAAUAAAAUGAAUAAAGAGGG